Molecule: messenger RNA, 1545 nt
Organism: Cokeromyces recurvatus
Lineage: Eukaryota; Fungi; Mucoromycota; Mucoromycetes; Mucorales; Mucoraceae
Product: kinase-like domain-containing protein
Exons: 5
Coding region: 1-1545 (514 amino acids)
Biological process (GO): peptidyl-serine phosphorylation; signal transduction; endocytosis
Cellular component (GO): nucleus; cytoplasm
Molecular function (GO): protein serine/threonine kinase activity; ATP binding
Source: RefSeq, a predicted model, not a curated record
AUGUCAUUAGAAGGAAGAGAAAUAAUAAUUGGUGCAAAAUAUAAAUUAGGUCGAAAAAUUGGUGCAGGUUCAUUUGGUGAAAUUUAUUUGGGGACUAAUAUUAUGAGUGGAGAAGAUAUUGCAGUGAAAUUGGAAAGUAUUCGUGCAGCUCAUCCUCAACUUGAAUAUGAAGCGAGAGUGUAUAAGACAUUAGCAGGCGGUGUUGGCAUUCCAUUUGUGAGAUGGUAUGGUAGAGAAGGUGAUUUUAACGUAAUGGUUAUGGAUUUACUGGGUCCAUCUAUGGAAGACUUGUUUAAUUAUUGUAAACGUCGUUUUUCACUCAAGACUGUAUUAUUAUUAGCAGAUCAACUGUUAUCACGCGUGGAAUAUGUUCAUUCAAAAGGAUUCAUUCAUAGAGAUAUAAAACCUGAUAACUUUUUAAUGGGCAUUGGCAAACGUGGAAAUCAAGUAAACAUGAUAGAUUUUGGCUUGGCUAAAAGAUAUAGAGAUCCAAAGACUAAUGCACACAUUGUCUACAGAGAAAAUAAAAAUUUAACUGGUACACCACGUUACGCUAGUGUUAAUACACAUUUAGGCAUAGAACAAUCACGGCGUGAUGAUCUUGAAUCACUAGGAUAUAUUUUAGUUUAUUUCUGUAGAGGUCAAUUACCUUGGCAAGGUAUUAGAGCAAGAACAAAAAAAGAAAAAUAUGACAAGAUUAUGGAAAAGAAAAUGACAACACCUGCUGAUGCUCUAUGUCGUGGCUUACAUCAGGAGUUUGCAAUAUACCUUAAUUAUGUAAGAUCUCUUCGCUUUGAUGAUAAACCAGAUUAUUCUUAUCUUCGUAAAUUAUUUCGAGAUUUAUUUGUUCGUGAAGGCUUCCAAUAUGAUUAUGUCUUUGAUUGGACAAUUCGUAAAUUGCAGGAGAAAAAAGCCACUUAUCAAACCCCGGAUACUUCAGGUUUUAAUACUCCAUUUGAUAAUGCAAGAAGAAUGCCAAAUGCUAUAGCAAAUGCUGCACCUCUUCCAUCUGCUAGUCUUAGAACUCCUUAUCGUACUGAAACUAAAUCUCCUGAAACUUCUAAGCGCUUAGAUGAUGUCAUGCUUCAAUACCAACAACAACAGCAAAAAAUGCUUCAACAUAAAUCUGCCUAUUAUAGUAAUCCUCCUCCUCCUCCCAUGAUCCCUCAACAACAACAACAACAACAACAACAACAGCAGCAGCAGCAGCAACAACAACAACAGCAGCAGCAGCAACAACAACAACAACAGCAACAGCAAAUGGCGGCAGCAGCAGCAGCUGCUGCUGCUGCAUCAUCUUCUUAUCAGGAUCCCUAUUUAGGAUAUACGAGUGGAGGAGGAGGGCGAAUGUUAGUUAGAGAUAAUCCUCAAUUAGUACAACAAUUAGGUAGUAAAUAUGAGAGAAAGAGAGUAUUAGCCGAAGAGACAAAUCCUAUCGAACCAAAUAUUACGGAUCCCCUUUUUUCUGUAAAACGUACUCAUUUUCAUCCACCUAACACUACUACUGCUACGACAGGCCCAUCCAAUACGACCAGCAGAAUGUAA